ACCAACGAGUCCGCGGAAGAAGAUAUGCGGGUACCGUUAAGCACGAACGAAGUGGAGUCGGUGCGUCAGCCUCUUCGGCCAGUAUCACCACUUGCACACCGACGGGUACCUGCAGUUCUUCGCGACCUACGAAACGAACAGUACCACCAAAUAAACGUAUUGGGAAAAAACGCGCAAGUGAACACAAAGCAGUGAUUUGUUUACUGUCAUUUGAGAACGUUCUAUGGGUACCAAGAUGAAGUUGUGGACCUUUGUUACGAUAUUCAUUUUGUCCUGUGUAUAUGCAGCGACGGAUCCGACGACGACACCGAGUGCUGAUCCUGAGGAACCGCCGGAAGGUUAUUACGCCUUUGUCGAGUCACCAAACGCUGAACCUCCAAGGGUUAGACCACCACCAUACACUCCAGCUCCCAUAGACUGUCGCGAGGAUGAAGAUAAAACUCCUCACGUCUCCCCUUUUAAUUUGUGUGGUGACUUGAAUAAAGGAGUCAUCCCAAGAAACCCAAUGGGCCAAAACGUCUUGGGAUCACCUUAUCCAUUUGAGUUGAUACGAAACAUGACGUUAAAAUACUUGAGCAGGACAUUACCUAUUCUAAAGGCGGACGAAACACUACCAAAGGUCGCACAAAUGCAAGAUGACCUUAUUUCACAGAACACGAUUACACCGUUCCAAAACAACAAUGAUCGCGUAAAACGCGACUUGGAAGCUAGCCCGAAACCUCCUGCCAAGCCCGAAGCACCCAAAAACGAGACGGAACGACAGGCUAGAAAAUUCUGCGAUCAAGGUGGUGUGUUUUGCAUGCUGUACAAAGCCAUAAACGGUGAAUCCACCUACAGUUCACCAUCGUCCGUUCAUUUGCCAUUGGAAAGAAGAGAUGACGUGCCCACCCAACCCAGAUAUGAAGGUCCGCCGACUCCAUGUCCUGCCAAAGUCGAAUAUGCUACUCCUGUGUUCGCUAAAAACUACCAAGGCAUAUGGAGAUACAUCGUGCAGAUACCGUACGAGGGCUACUUUACCCAAACCGUUGAAGUUACCAGAUGCUUGCAAUCUAGAUGUCAUUAUUUGGACGGAGGCUGUUUGUCAUCGCCACGCUGGUCCAGUCUGUUGGUCGCAGAAAUUUACUAUCCGGACACCGUUUUGUCGAGCAGCGACACCGUGAAUCCGCAACGGAGUCCGGUUGCCGCAUCUCAGCCGCCAUCGGUGCAAGAUUUCCAGAACUACCAGCAAUAUCUUCACAAACGUGCCGGAUUGCAAGCGGCGCCUGUUGAUUCGUCGACGACCGCGAGACCGACCCAUUGUGAUGGGGUUGACGCUCUAGGUUGCUUCCAGGUGCGUCUCUAUUAUGAUUGGUUCCUGAUCCCGGGCUCGUGCAAAUGCUGGCGACCUGAUUACUUUAAUAAAUACGUGCGAAGGAAAUCCGACCUUUAAACGGCUUUUAACAAUUAAGACUGCUAAAUGUAACAUGACAUUUUUAUAGAUCAAUACACAGUUUAAAUUGAAAUUAUGCCUCGGUCGUCCAAUUCAUUGCCAUGAUUUGAAGGCUAGAUGGUAAUUAAAAUACUGAUCAAUGGAUUUGAUGAUAUUUAACAUAAAUUAAAUUAAUAAGUUCUUUCGUCGAUGUACAAAUUUUCUUAGUUAUUCUAGACUAUUAGUGGUUAGGUAUAUGUUUUGUUUUUGUUGCAUUUUUUGUUGUUUAAUUUAUUUUCUUUAGAAAAGUUUAUUAUUUAUUUGAGUCGACAAUGAAUUUAUAAGACUUGCACAUAAAUAUUAGUUUUUAAGGUUUAGCUUAUCAUUUAAAAGCAUAUUAAUUUAAUUGAUGAUACACAAAUCAUUUAUUAAAUUAUUUUGCUUUAAAGGGGGAGGUUUCGGUUUCUGUCAUUGUAUUAUAUUGUACAAUAGUAUAAACAAUAAAGUUUAUGUUUUA
Messenger RNA from Aethina tumida (small hive beetle), 1925 nucleotides. RefSeq lists its product as uncharacterized. The coding region runs from base 224 to 1429 and encodes 401 amino acids. The record is from RefSeq and is a predicted model, not a curated record. Gene Ontology annotation, molecular function: growth factor activity; Toll binding. Lineage: Eukaryota; Metazoa; Arthropoda; Insecta; Coleoptera; Nitidulidae. Gene Ontology annotation, cellular component: extracellular region. The transcript is spliced from 7 exons. Gene Ontology annotation, biological process: regulation of Toll signaling pathway; innate immune response; central nervous system formation.